Molecule: messenger RNA, 1417 nt
Organism: Melanotaenia boesemani (Boeseman's rainbowfish)
Lineage: Eukaryota; Metazoa; Chordata; Actinopteri; Atheriniformes; Melanotaeniidae
Gene: pdss1
Product: prenyl (decaprenyl) diphosphate synthase, subunit 1
Exons: 11
Coding region: 83-1345 (420 amino acids)
Biological process (GO): isoprenoid biosynthetic process; ubiquinone biosynthetic process
Cellular component (GO): mitochondrion; transferase complex
Molecular function (GO): prenyltransferase activity
Source: RefSeq, a predicted model, not a curated record
GAGCCUGUGUGACGUCAUCGCACAACACCCGGUUCCGUUUCCGCUGCACGAUAACCUGGGCUGAUGCACGCUACAUGGGAACAUGGCGGGUCCGUGGAGGCAUUGUAGGAGGUGGACCACGACUCGGUCCAGCAGGAGUUUAUUUGAAGCCUUGUGGCGUUUGAACAGCAGCUCUGCGUCUUCCUCCGCGCGCUGUGUGAGCAGCGCGUGCUGGAGCUCCGGCCCAGGAAACGAGGGGAAGCCACGAUUACCUACGCAGAUCCACUCAAAAGUUCUAAACCUAAACCCAUCUCUUAUCAGACACACUUCUCCGUUGCAGCAUCCCAGACUACAAUCUUGCUGCUGCAGAAGGACGCACAGCGAUGCGAAGCUGAAGGACCCUUUCACGUUAGCCCAGAAAGACUUGAUGAGUUUAUAUGAUGACAUUAAAAAGGAGCUUUUUGUUUCUAAGAAUGAACUGAAGUAUCUAUGCGACUACUACUUUGAUGGCAGGGGUAAGGCUAUCCGACCCAUCAUUGUCAUCCUGAUGGCCCGCGCCCUUAACAUCCACAGCAACGGAGCUGGAGAUCUGCUUCCGGGGCAGAGGGCGAUAGCGAUGAUCACGGAGAUGAUUCAUACUGCCAGCCUGGUGCACGAUGACGUAAUAGAUGGAUCAGAUGAGCGAAGAGGAAAGAGGUCAAUCAAUGAAGUGUGGGGGGAAAGAAAGGCCAUCUUAGCCGGAGAUUUUAUCCUCUCAGCUGCCUCGAUGGCCUUGGCACGUAUCGGGAACAACACAGUGGUGAAAGUGCUCUCCCAAGUCAUAGAGGACCUGGUGCGAGGGGAAUUCAUGCAACUGGGCUCCAAAGAGAACGAGAACGAGAGAUUCAAACAUUACCUCGAGAAAACCUUCAAGAAGACAGCGAGUCUUAUUGCAAACAGUUGUAAAGCAGUGUCCAUUCUGGUAAACUCUGAUCCAGAAGUUCAUGAAAUAGCCUACCAAUACGGGAAGAACGUCGGCAUCGCGUUCCAGCUGGUAGACGAUGUUUUGGACUUCACAUCAGGAGCCGAUCAGCUGGGCAAACCCUCAGCAGCCGAUCUGAAACUGGGUUUGGCCACAGGACCGGUCCUGUUCGCUUGUCAACAGUUUCCUGAGCUUCACGCAAUGAUCAUGAGACGUUUCAGCUCCAAAGGAGAUGUAGAUCGAGCCUGGCAGUACGUCCUUCAGAGCGACGGCGUGCAGCAGACCACCUACUUGGCCCAGCGCUACUGUCAAGAAGCCACCAGGCAGGUCAGCAUGCUCCGGCCGUCCCCGGAGAGGGACGCCCUCAUCAGGCUCACGGAGAUCGUGCUGAACAGAGACAAGUGACCCUCCACUGCCAGCCUUCUCUUCAGGCAGCUAUCUGUAGAACAGCGACCCACCCUCGCCUCGGGUGUCAGA